CUGGACUUCCCAGCUGACUGACAGACCAGGCAGUGUUGUCUUCCCUACCAGUAGACUGAAUAACCAGACCAGACCAGACCAGGCAGUGCUCCCAGUGUAUCUGGACUGGACCAGGGACUAUUUGGCCUCAGUGACUGGCCUCUGCAGUGUUACCAUCAGUAUUGGACUAUAUAAACUGUAUUUGGACUGACUGACCAGCUCCAGUGAUCCUCCCUCCUUCCCUCCCAGCUGACAACAUGACCCCUCAGACCCUUUAAACCCAGACCCCUCCAACAGCCAGUCCACAUGGACACCACCUCCACCCACUGGCAGCAAGGCAUCCUGGGUAACGACAGUCUCAGCCUCCACCUCGACCGGCCGGGGUUCCACUCUGACAUCACCAAGCAUGUAGGAGUCCAGGCUGUUUUGAUCACGGCGUAUAGUCUGAUCAUCUUACUGGGCCUAGUAGGCAACGCCCUAGUCAUCUACAUGAUCAUCCGCUUCCGGAACAUGAGGACAGUCACUAACUUCUUCAUAGCUAACCUGGCCCUGGCCGACCUGCUGGUGGAUACGUUGUGCUUACCGUUCACACUGGUUUAUACCUUGCUCGACGAGUGGAAGUUCGGCGCGGUGCUGUGUCACAUGGUCCCGUUUGCCCAGGCGCUGAGCGUGCACGUAUCGAUCCUGACGCUGAGCGUCAUCGCUCUGGAGCGCUACAGGUGUAUCGUGUUCCACCUGGGCCAGCGCCUCACCUGGCGAAGCAGCCUGCUCAUCAUGGCUCUCACCUGGACGCUGUCCUCCAUGCUGGCCAGCCCGCUCGCCAUCUUCAGAGAGUACCGUCAGGAGGAGAUCCCGUCCAUCAACCUGAGGAUCUCAGUCUGCUAUGAGAAGUGGCCUAACGGCAGCAGCAGAGAUGGAGUCAUUUACAGCCUGUCUAUGUUACUGCUGCAGUACGUGCUGCCACUCUCCAUCAUCAGUUAUGCCUACAUCUGCAUCUGGGUGAAGCUGAAGAACCACGUGAGUCCAGCGAGCCGCGUCGACGCCGUCCAGCGCAGGAAGAAGACCACCAAGAUGCUGGUUAUGGUGGUUGUAGUCUUCGCCACAU
Molecule: messenger RNA, 1084 nt
Organism: Salvelinus sp. IW2-2015
Lineage: Eukaryota; Metazoa; Chordata; Actinopteri; Salmoniformes; Salmonidae
Product: neuropeptide Y receptor type 2-like
Exons: 1
Biological process (GO): G protein-coupled receptor signaling pathway
Cellular component (GO): neuron projection; plasma membrane
Molecular function (GO): neuropeptide Y receptor activity; neuropeptide binding
Source: RefSeq, a predicted model, not a curated record